AAAAAAAGUAUAAAUAGAACUGGAAUCCACGCUGAGUUUGUCUUACUCCCAGCGUCAGGCGAAUGAGACAGUCGACCCUUCUACGUGCAGCAUUGCUUCUCACCACUCAAGUUACAACACCAGCGUCGCCAUGCCAGCGGAUUUGCGUGUGCUGCUCGUGCUGCUGACGUGUGUUCGGUGCGGGUUCGGCCAGGUUCGGGUUCUACCGGACAGCCCGACGGUCUUGCGGAAAGAGGGGGAGGACAUCAUCUUCACCUGCAGUGACGACAGCACGUCUCUGGCCAAUCAGAAUCUGAGAUGGUACGGACCAACCGGAGCUGAGAUCAGUGGGACCGGCGUGCGCGUGUUCACGGAGAGCGGCCGGGGCCUGUCCCGGCUCAGAGUGCUGCAGAUCCGCCGCCAGGACGGAGGAAACUACACGUGUCGAGGGGAUACUGGGGACGAGCUGACAUCUGUGCUGGUAGUGUUCAAACCCAUCACGUUCGACAGCGCGCCGGCGCAGCAGAACUUCCAAGUCAACAGCGACGCAGUUGUUGAAUGUCAGGUAUCUGGUGACCCUCAGCCCACCGUGGUGUGGUACCGAGACAACAAUGAGGUCGGCAACACCGCCAAGUUUCGCAAAAUGGCCAACAACAACUUGGUGAUCGGCAAGAUUCAGCUACAAGAUUCCGGGAUUUACACAUGCGAGGCGUCUGUGGCGAGUGACGGGCGGUUUGCUGAACGAGACAUCCAGGUGUCUGUACUGUACCCGCCAGCAGUGUUCAUGGACACGCCGGACACGGUGGGAGCUGUGGCCGGCUUCACCGUCAACAUCAGCUGCAGUGCCCGCGGGAACCCUGCCCCGCAGAUGGCCUGGUACCGGGACGGGCGGGAGCUGCUUCCCUCGGCUGACGGCAGCAUCAGAAUCUACACAGCGGAUGGUGUGAGCAUCCUUGGACUUAAAGUUAACAGCUCUAAGUGGUAUGGAGAAUACAACUGUACGGCAUACAACGGAUUAGGUAGCGUGUCCAGGAACAUCAUCCUUCGGGAAGCAGCUGUCCACCCGCCUACCGACCUGCAAGUCUCACACGUGACUGCCCAUGAAGUCACCAUCCUGUUCCAGAAGUCGUACAGUGAUGGAGUCCCCGUCACGCACUACGUCGCAGAAAUCAGCAGCUCCAGCGGAGAUCUGUCCUCCCGGGUGGGAGAUGCUGCGGUGCUGACCAUGACUGUGGACGGACUGGCUGAGAACACUUCCUACAGCGUCCGUCUGCGAGGCGUCAACAUAGCAGGCGCCAGCGAUGCGUCCGCGUCUCUGAAAUUUACAACCCUUCCCGAAGACCCGAACCCAGGUGCUCCUGUUGUCUUGAGUCAUAAAAUGGGUACAGAUGCUGCCGCGUACGAACUCAGGGCUUUGGUCCCCACUGAUCCUGCAGACCCUGUCACAGACUGCACCGUGUCUUACCGGCAAACCCGCACCAACAAACUUCGGCAUCAGUGGAAUAAUGUCACCUUACCCUGCAGCAGGAACGAUAGUAUCGCGACCGUUUUAAUCACAGGUCUGCAGUCUAACACGGAGUACGAGGGAAGAGUUUACGCCAGGAAAGCUUCAGGAACUGUAGGAAUCACUGACUUCAUCUUCAGGACGCAGGCUGAGGUGACAGCCGAGCAGGUGGGCGGUGUGUCGGCUGGAGGGACCGCGGCUAUUGUCAUCGUCGUGCUGCUGAUCCUCAUCAUACUGGUUGAUGCCACGUGUUGUGCCCUGGGAAAAGGGGGCGCCACACUCUUCAUCUGGAACAGAGUCCGAGGCAGCAAGAGCAUCCCUAUAAAGAACGAAGAGGCACCCGUGGAGGAGGUGGAGACCACCCUCUCAGCAGAGGUCCGGCCCAACCAGAGUCCCACCACCGAGGACGGCUCAGGGCAAGAUGUCAAGAAAGGGAAAGCAGUGAAAUUAGGUCAACUUGCGCAUUGGUGGAGCGAGUUGAAGCGCGCUCGGUACCAGGGCGGCGCGGAGCCAACUGAUGCCGCUGGAAAGGUGCCUGAGAAAUCCUGCCAAGACGCAAAUGUUGGAAAUGGCGGAGUGAUGGAAGUUAGCGACCCUCCUCAGGAUCCAGUGGCUCAGAACGAAUCUAAGACAGCCGACAUUGAUGCAGGAAACGCCGAGGAAGAGAAACCGGAGGCGGGGACGACAGCCGGAGACACAGCUGCGACAGGACAGCCUGACGUGGUCGGAGGGGCUGACGUCGCUGAGAGCACCGAGACGACCUUACUUCUGGAUGAGACCAAGCAAGAGGACGCCCCAGAGGACCGACCGAACAGCCUAGCAGUCUAGUUUGUACAGCUUUGAGUAAUACAAUUCAAAUGUACCUUAACUAAGGACAUUAUGUCCUUGCCAAUUCAAUGUUCUUUUCACCUUUAUAUGAUGUUAGCAUAAGUAAUACGUGAAGACAAUGUAGCCAUGUUGACAAUGAUUUUAUGAACAUAUUGAAUUUGACGAGCUAAUGAAGGAAAGUUAAGAUGUCGAAAACCCCGUGUUAACAUCAAGGGUAGAACUACAAUUAAUGCCUGUUCCGACAUUGUGCUUUUCUGUAUUCUGUUGUAGUAUUUCGGUUAGUGAGUUGUUUGGCUGUUGUCACUGUUAUAUUGUAUUUUAUUCUAGUUAUACCUACUUGUCUUAGUGCAAUGUAAGAUACUUUCUCACAAUAUGCAACCAUGGGGAUGCUGUACGGUAGGCGUGUGUAUAAACUAGCAAACAUGUCGUUUAUAAAAACUUGUAUAACGCCU
Molecule: messenger RNA, 2763 nt
Organism: Branchiostoma belcheri (Belcher's lancelet)
Lineage: Eukaryota; Metazoa; Chordata; Leptocardii; Amphioxiformes; Branchiostomatidae
Product: neural cell adhesion molecule 1-like
Biological process (GO): cell-cell adhesion
Cellular component (GO): membrane
Molecular function (GO): protein binding
Source: RefSeq, a predicted model, not a curated record